CCCAUGUGGAGGGUGACGGCCUUCAUCGGGAACAACAUCGUGACGGCGCAGAUCAUCUGGGAAGGGCUGUGGAUGAACUGCGUGGUGCAGAGCACGGGGCAGAUGCAGUGCAAGGUCUACGACUCCAUGCUGGCCCUGCCGCAGGACCUGCAAGCCGCCCGCGCCAUGGUGGUAGUGGCCAUCGUCUUGGCCAUCCUGGGCACCCUGGUUGCCGUCGCCGGGGGCAAGUGCACCAACUGCGUGGAGGACAGCACCGCCAAAGCCAAGGUCAUGAUCCUCUCUGGCAUCAUCUUCAUCAUCGCCGGGGUCCUCAUCCUCAUCCCCAUCUCUUGGUCAGCCAACACCAUCAUCCAGGACUUCUACAACCCAAUGGUCAGCGACUCCCAGAAGCGGGACCUGGGGUCGUCCCUCUACGUGGGCUGGGCGGCCUCCGUGCUCCUGCUGCUG
Molecule: messenger RNA, 447 nt
Organism: Pterocles gutturalis (yellow-throated sandgrouse)
Lineage: Eukaryota; Metazoa; Chordata; Aves; Pterocliformes; Pteroclidae
Product: claudin-4-like
Exons: 1
Biological process (GO): bicellular tight junction assembly; cell adhesion
Cellular component (GO): plasma membrane; bicellular tight junction
Molecular function (GO): structural molecule activity
Source: RefSeq, a predicted model, not a curated record